AUGCUCCUGCCAUGUACUAUGAUGCCCUGGGAGUUCCGAGAGGCUCUUGCAAAGUCGCUUCUUGUGGGAGCUACAAGCCGGCGGCCUCGGCAGCCAGGCUUGUCCAGCUUGGGCAGGACCACCAGCCACACACCGUGCCUGGCUCGGCCGAGGAGGCACGAGGACGCCGUGACCUGGCUACGGCGCUUGAGGGCAGGAAGGGGCAGCCGCGGACCCGCAGGACUCCGCUCUUUGCCAACCCGUGUGCAGCACUGGGAGCCGGCCGCUGCGGCUUUGUGGGUUGCAUCCGGAGGGACAUUCGACCUUGGCGAUCAUCCAGAACUGGCGGAACAUGAGCCCCCUGGCCAUCUCGUGACCAACGAGCUGAUAUCUGUGAUCUCUGUAACGACCCAGGGCAGGCAUGCAUUCCAUCCACUUCUCUACGAGAACUUCCGCCGACAAAGCUAUGAGCCACGAGAGCUUAUCGUUGUCGACACAGGAUCGGAGCCUUCUCUGUUCAUGUUAGAGCGGAAAGCGGAUGAUCCCAGGGUGCUCUACUACUUCUUCCAGGACGAAAAGUGUGCCCGACCAGGCUCUCCUCGACUGCAGGAGGAAGCUGGAGCCGAUGUCAUGGCGGCAGUUCUGUGUUCUGACGAUCCGAGAGAACUGACGGAGUGGGGACGUGGGCGACCUCAUCGCACCGAGGUGCGGCGAGAGGGUUGGACCAAAGGCUUCAAGAGGAACAUCGCUUGCAUGAUGUCGCGUGGCUUUGCUCUCGCCGUCUUUGAAGAUGGAUGCUUGUACACUGAAGAUUAUUUGGAAGUCAUGCACCGAGAACUCCUCUUGGCUUGUGCAGCAGAUGGAACUGGUGCAGCCGCCCUGCAAACUUGGCACACCGUAUCUCUGAUGAAUCAGACCUUCCGCUGGGUUGAUCUUACUUCGCGAGAUCCCGAACUGGAUGCCAAGCCGAAGGGAGAAGAUCUGGAGUUUGGCUUCAGCCAUGUCUUCAGCAGCGUGGCCUGGCUGCGCCAGCCGGUCCCUGACACCGAGGGCCCGCAUGAUGUCCAGUUCAUGGAGGGCUUGGAAAAACUUGGUGUGCCAAUCCGUCUCGUAGCUCACGGGAGCAGGCUUCAUGGCAUCUCUGCCAUUGGCUGGUUUCGCAGCAGUGCUAUCGGCGCCAAGGAUGCCCCGACCAACAUCAACAAGUAUUCUGAGCUUGUGAUCCUGGCGUGCCGUGGUCAUAAUGUACCGGAGCCACCAGCAGCGUUUGUUCCAUUGUUGCCGGCAGUGGAGGCUGCAUGCAAGGCCUUUGUGAUGAAGCGUGAGCUUCGCCUGAAGAAGAUGCUGGAGUCGGAAGGCACUAUGCACAUGUGCUUUCGCCCGCACAGAGGCAGCAUGAAGCAGCCAAUUGACUUUGUGGGCCAGUGGGUGUUGAGCAUGUUCCAUUGUACGCUGUGGUGUUGCGACUUUGCCGUGGCCCUGCAGAAGCACUGCAAGGACAGCGGGGUGAACUACAGGUACGCGCUGACCUUCGCAACGCGAGGUUCCCCAUCCGAGUACUUGCUCGUUUGGUUCGUCAAUUGCAUCUGCGAGAGCACCGUGCGCCUGGCGAGGGGCGCACUGGCCAUAGUCCCGCGCUGCGUUGCCCACAGGAUCAUCCUUUGCGGCGGUAUGCGACACCACACCAGCAUUACGUUUGUGAUGCGUGCGGUGCGGGCCGGCGAACAUCUUUGGGGUUGUGGGGCCUGCGAUUUCGACCUCUGCGAAGGCUGCCGCGCGAAGGCGGAAGACACCGGCGGAGGUGUGAAGGCGGGACGGAUGCUCCGUGCCAUCAUCCUCGGGUUGGCCUUACCGGCACUAAGCGGGUCCACGCAGUGCCCAGAGAGAUGUUUGGCCAAUGACGGGACAGAGUGGCCAUGCAGAUUCUAUAACGGUGGGGCAUGCAUGAUACCAGUAAUCGGCAAUGCCAGCCGGAAUGCUUCCGUCGAUGUGAAUGUCGUUGCCAUCGGCCCGUACAGCGGGACAAUCGGAAACAUGAUGACCAUGGCUGAGCCAUUCCUGUUGGCAGCUGCACAGGAAAUUGAGGACAGUGACUUUCUGCCCGGCUACCGGCUCAAUAUUUACCUGUCAGAUUCCAAAUGCACAGAGCAAGAUGGGACGAGAGCAACGAUUGAAGCCUUGAUAACUGCGCCACAGAAGCAUGCCAUCUUGGGCGACUCGUGCAGCCAGUCAUGCAAUGCCGUAAACGAUGCUGCUCGCCUCUUCAACGUGCUUACUGUAUCACCAGGUUGCGACUCACCAGGCCUCAGCGACCGCGUGCGCUACCCCUACUUCACUCGAAUGUCCCCGUCUGAUCGCUUCAAGGUCACGGCAAUCUAUGAAGUUAUGCAGUUGUUGGGCUUUCAGCGGGUCGGCGUCAUUGAUGGACCCGUAUACACCGCAGGGGCAAAGGACUUUUUCCUUGAGCUCUUGCAGCGAGAUUGGAACGCAGGCACGUACCCCUGGUCACUUCUCCUCUCGAGGAAUGUCCAGUCAGUACCUGAUGCAGUCAGCACAGCGGACGAAAUCCUAGUGCGUGAUUCGCGAGUGAACUUGAUCGUCUUGCCAGAGCACUACGGCAUGUGGCUUCUUUGUCAGUUCUCUCUGCGUUUCAUGCUCUCUCCGGAUUAUGUGUGGUUUGUUGCGGCAUUUGGGAACUGGGUCAAUGAUGUCACUGCAGUGUUUGCAGGCACGCCUGAGUGUCCAUGCACGGCGGAGGAGCUCUCCCGGGUUGCAUAUGGACUUAUAAUAAGUGGCCGCUCUCCGAUCCAAUCCUCACCUUUGCCCCAUGGAUUGUCUGGACGGCGGCUUCGUGACAUCUCUGAGGACUAUUUGGUGCAGUGUGCACAGUUCGGCAAUGGGCGAGGUGCAUGUGACACCGUUUGGACUGGCUACUUCUACGAUGGGCUCUGGCACCUCGCUGCCAUUUUGCAUGAGUACCUCGCCGUGGAGAACCAUUCUGUAGCAGACCUUGCAACUGAGUCAUCUCGACAAGCCUUGUACGACUUGUCCCUUCGGCAAGACUACAUGGGUGUCACAGGUCGAGUACGUCAGUUCAACGAAGUGGACCCAGUGACUGAUCCACCGUCUUACGGAGACCGGGACGGGGUCAACCUGUUGCGUCAAAUCACCGGAAGUACAGGCAAUGAGUUCUCAGAUUUGGCUUACCGCGCCAGCGAUGGGAUCCAAUGGCUCGCAGAUAUCCGCUGGAGCCCAACGGACGGCACCAAAAUCGUUCCUUGCAGGACUGGGUCUUGCGACAUGAGCGUUGCUUUCGUGCCGUCAGACCGGAUUAGUCAAUGCCAGGCAGGCUCAGUGUUCUCGGUACAGCUAGGAUGCAUCGAAUGCGAGUCCGGCAAGUAUGCCUAUGCGGGUGCAGAAGCCUGUGCUCCGUGUGGAGUCGGUACUUCUGCAAACGAGAGUGGUAUGGCAAGUUGCCAUGCUUGCGACAAGGGCAGUUUCAGCAAUGUUCUGGGAGCGGAUGCAUGUGAGCUGUGCGGUCGAGGGUUUUAUGCAGACAACACCUCCUCCACAUCUUGCACCCGAUGCCCUUUGAGCACGUAUGGCCCGGAGAAAGGGCUGGAGGUGUGCUCUGCCUGUCCUGCCGGGCGAAGCACCGCUUUCGCUGGUGCUAUUGACGUGGAGGCAUGUCAGUGUGCGGGUGAACUGUGGGAGGGUCGGUGUAUCCAGUGCCAAGGCAACACUCGCUAUGAGGCUGGUCAGUGCCUUGAUUGUCAGGAGGGUUUGGAGUGUGAUGGCAAGCAAAGUGCACAGCUUCUGCCUGGCUACUACUCUGAUCCUUCUUUGCCCUUCGAUGUCUACAAGUGCCUGCCUCCGGAUUUCUGUCCUGGCGGUGAUCCUGGAGAGUGCAGAGGCGGUUUGAUUGGCGUGCCUUGCACGCACUGUCCCACCGGGCAAGCCUGGGGGGCGGACGAAUGCAGGGACUGCACGUCUCUCAGCAUUGCUGGAUGGUUUGUGGCAGCCGUGUUGGCUAUGAUUGGCAUACCGGCAUGCUACUACUUCCUCAACACAAAGCAGACUGCCAAGGCAACGACCCUCCUUGCAACGUCUUGCGUGCUUGCCAUGACCAUAAGCAUGUUGCAAAAUGUGGGCAUCAUUGGCUACAUCUCGUUCUCGUGGCCACGUCAAUUGCAAUGGCUUUUCGACUUGCUCAGCAUUUUCACUCUCGACUUGCAGGCUGUGGGCUUUGACUGUGUGUCACAUUCCCCCGUAACUGGCUAUGUGCUGAUCGCAGCGGCUCUGCCGUCUGCAAUUAUCUGGCUUGUCCUGAGCAGCUUACUCAGCAGAGCCCUCCCGAGCAAGUUUGCUUUCGAAAGCGCAAAGCUGAUCAGCACCAUGGGCCAGUUCAUGCAGGUCAGCUUCACAAUCUACAGCAAAGUCGCUCUUUCACCCAUGAUGUGCUACUCGCACCCAAACGGCAAACUUGGCAUGCUCGAGCACAAUGGAAUCUUUUGCUUCUCGAGCACCGAGCACACGCCCAUGUUUGUGACAGGGCUGCUGGUGCUUGCAAUGAUGACGUCGUUCUACGCCAUGACCAUUUGGGCAACCAUCAAAGCACCCUCGAAAGCCGCUGGCGGCAAUGGCUGGUUCCUUUCAGCAACCCGAUUUUUGCUGUUCCGCUUCCGUGCUGACUGCUGGUGGUUUGGCACUUUCAUGUUGCCCCGUGGCUUGCUUUUGUCUCUAGCUAUCGUCCUGGCCGGGGACAGUCCAUACAUCCAGAUGCUGUUGAUUGUGUCCACAAUGCUCCUGUACAUGAUUGUGCAGCUCAUCUCUUGGCCCUGGAAACUUCCAGCGCUGAAUGCCUUUGAUGCGAUCAUCAGUGCAUCUCUUAUCCUCAUGAUGGCAAUUCUGGGAGCAUUUGCCCCGGCGAUUGCCGAGCACACGUUGGAGCAGUUAACCAGCGCGGUCAUAGGCAUAGUGGUCAUGCUCAACGGAAUCGUCCUGGUCAUGUUGGGGAUAUCAGCUUCUGCUUUGAUUCGUCUGAAUGCUAUGGGUGGCUCUCAAGAGUCCUGCCUUUUGGCCUUGGGACGCGUACCGGAUCCGACGGAGCUGACGGAGAAAUUGUUUGUCCUUUGCAACAAGAUUGAGGAGCUUGGAACGGCAGGUCUCUCUCAUGUCCUUGCGAAUCUGUCGGUCUAUGACUUGCGGAUGACACAGCAAAUUGUCACUGCAGUCGGAUCGGAGAUUGGUGAGCAAAGCCUGGUGCUAACAGCUCGCUCGCAAUUGAUGUCGACCGUUUCGGUGCCAUCGACCAAGGAGCCGACGCCACCGAAGCAGACGACUCGUGGUACUAUCAAAUCGUUGUCUGACGAGGUACUACCGGUGCCAAAACCGCGAAGCAGCAGGGGAAGAUCGUUGUCAGAGGAGGCCCCGGCUUCGCCAAAGCGGGUGGCGGGACCUCGGCCCAGCAACGAGAGUAUCAAGUGGAAGCCACAAAGACUUCCUGCUUUGCUGCUCUUGGCCCUGAAAGCCAUCGCUUUGCAGCUUCUAGGUGCGCAGGGCACGCUUCAGCUAUGCUGGGAGCUACUGGCCGUAGAGCCUCGCACAGACAAGCUGGCCUGUCUGCCAGAAAAUCGGAAGUUGCAUGGCUGUAGCAAUCUUGUACAGGCAACGAUGGCCUAUGCAUCAAGAAGCACGAAGAAAAAGUCAUCCGGUUUCCUUUGCGCCUUUCGCCUUCGCAAGUGGGGCGGCCUGGUCAUAAUGACUUCUUUGCCCAGCUAUUCUCCGAAGCUGACGCUGCCAAGCGCAGGGCGCCAGACGCCAGCUCUGGCCGCCCUUGGUGGAGAAGGCUGCUAUGGUGCACUGAAAGGCGGCACCUUCGCAGAGGCUUUGGCGCUUUUCACGGGGUAUCCAACGCAGCGUCUUCGCCUUCACGUUCCUUCGGCGGUGCGGCGUGAGAAGGAGGAGAAGCGCCAGGCCAGGCAGGAACAGCGCACGCGCCUCUUGCUGGGUGGGGCAGAUGUGGGAGACCAAAGCGAUGACACUGACGAUGACGAGGAUGAUGACCUCAUCUGGUCAAAACUGCUUUCUUGCCAGGAAGCUGGCUACUUGCUGGGCGCCGGCUGCUCCGAAGAAGGCUGUGAGAAGUCGAGGACUCACAUCGUUGAGGAGAUGGGGCUCCAGGCGCCGCAUGCGUACGGAAUCUUGGACUUCGCAGAGGUCACCAUUAAUGGCGAGACUGCCCGAUUGGUCAAGAUCAGGAACCCAUGGGGACAAAACGCGCCCCGCACCUGGAAAGGGAAGUGGGGCAAGGACUGGAGUGGAUGGACUCCCGAGCUCCAGAAGCAGCUAGGUGUCAUCAACAGCUCAGGCGUCCUCAUGGAUGAUCCGAUGUCCAUCUUCUGGAUGGCUUUCGAGGAUGUCAAGGAAUACUUCGGGCAGGUGGAGAUAUGCCGAGUUCAUCACGAUUGGUACGAGGUCCGACAGCAGGCGUGGCUUCCGUCUGGAGUCGGAGCCGGCCAGGCCUUCGACAUCAUGGUUGACGAACGCAGCAAUGUCGACAUCGCAUUUUGGCAGGAGAGGCAUCUUGUUCGAGAGGGUGCGUUAGGUGCCCACUGCACCAAUCUGGAUGUGGGUCUUGCUGUGUUGCGACUUCAAGGUAGUGAUGGCUGCGAUGGAUUCGAACUUGUGGAUGCGGCUCCACGUUCCUUCGAUGACUGCGUCAGUUUGGAAGUGAUCCUGGAGGCAGGCUUCCAAUACCGGAUUGUCCCGAUCUCCUUGGCGAAGCUCCAGGACGUCGCUCCUCGGAAGGGAGUCUUGGCAGUUCACUCCGUGAAGCGGGCUCGGCUCACACGCAUCGAGUCUUCUUGGAAACAGGUCGCUGCAGGCUUGUGCCAUGCAAUCAAGAAGAGUGGUCGCAGCUGGUCGCAUCCCCACUGCGCUGGAGUCAAGUACAGGCACCAGUUCGAGCCUGGCGGCUGCAACUUCGUUGUUGAGAACUCAUCGCCGAACCCAAUUGCUGUGCAGGCCGAUGCGGCCGAGUCAAUGGGAUGCAGCUUCUCCCGUGGAGAGAAGGGCAUCGUUGUUCGCAUUCCACCGUACAGCCAACGAUUGGUUUUGGCUCUGACCUUCAGCCCUCAAGCUGGCUUCUCUUCCGCAAGCAUUCAGCCGCAGAUGGUGCCGUUGGACAUGGCUCCUGAACAUGAUUCGUGCGACGUGGACGACGUGCACAUGCCAUUGCUACUGGCCUGGAACUUGGUUGCGUGGCACUCGCUCGCAAGCUCUCUUGUCUUAACCAACGGUCCGAACAUGCUUGUGAUUGGUUCGUUGCCCCAAACCUAG
Molecule: messenger RNA, 7320 nt
Organism: Symbiodinium sp. CCMP2456
Lineage: Eukaryota; Dinophyceae; Suessiales; Symbiodiniaceae
Source: the annotation of a GenBank genome assembly